AUGGCGGAACGGGAAGGAAGCUCCUGUACGAGUUCGAAUACCCCACCGCCGCAGCAGAACACGUCUGACACGCGAUCCAAUCAGUUGUCGUCGUCGUUGACGUCCUCUGGAAGUAGCAGUAGCAGUAGCUCCCGGUCGUUGUUGACCUCCACGUCCACUUCUGCGACUUCCUCGGCCCAAGCCCCAGUGCCUUCCACUUUUAGUUCGUCGCUGUCGUCGUGGGUGCCGCAAUCCUUGAAAGUUCUUUACCAUUUCACUGCCGGCUCAGUUGCUGCCUCGGUCGCGAGCGGUGGUGAACCUACAGUGCUAAAUCCCAAUGCGUCCGGCGGCGUGCUCGGCCGGUUGCUUACAAGUUCGACAGCGCAAUCCACGCUCAUGACGCGCAACAAUUUGGGGGAGCAAGUUUCUUGGUUAAAGAGAUCGGGAAAUACUAUUGCCAUUCCUCAGGGGCCUGUAUAUCCUGCUGCGACGAGUGCCACAACAACCGCGAUCGAGGACGAUUUGUUAUAUCCCACUCCGGCUGUCACCAACCCAAGUCUUGGAGGAGGAGGAGGAAGAGGAGGAGGAGGACCUUCACAGCAAAGAACCUUUGCGCCAGUGUCAGUCCAACAACCACUGGGACCACCACCACCACCACAACAACAACAACCAACUCCAAACCCAACCUUAACCUCAACUCAUGCGACUUCGAGAUACACGAACUCCACACUUGGAACAAACACAUCCUCGACAAAUGACGCCCGACCCGCUACACGCCAACAGAUUGCCCCGGAGGUAGCAUCGACGGAUCAGGAUACAGUUGGAGUUGGAGGAAUGGCGAAGCUCUCGGUCAAGAAUAACCUGCCACGGCCGCACUUGGUCUCCUUGUCGUCGACGGGGUCAGGGUCGGGAUCUAGGUCAGCUUCCGCUAAGCAUGGAAGUACCAGUUCCAGUACCUUUGAUCAACAACAACAGAAGCGCCAGCGGUCGCAAUCAGAAGCACAACAACAACAGCAGCAGCAACAGCAGCAGCAACAGCAACAACAACACCAACAAGCACGGCAACAUGUACAUACUACAUAUGCACAAAGACCCCAACCAACACCCCAACAACGGCCACCCCAAAACCUACUCACACCUGCUUCAACCACCGGCGCCAGCGUCGGCCCGCUCCAACGCGCAUACUCGGCUUCGUUAGCUUCUCGACAGUCCCCCUCGACCAAUUUGAUCCGUCCAAAGGCCGACUCUCCAGCUCCCCAUGCUCUACAUCUCAAGAACAAGAAAAACCUCCGGCAUCCCGCGCCCACGCCCGACAGUCCUCUCGUGGACGACGACAUAUUCUCCGACGCCGUUGAUCUUACCGAAGAACUCGAUCAUGACGACAGCAGGUAUGACCACGAUCGCAACGACAAAGACAAAGACCAGCACACCGACAACGGCAACACAGUCGCUUCGAGUUCGCUAAUAGGGUUUGGCGAUGACAAGUUACUAUGGCGCGAGGACUUUGCUGAAAGAGCGGAUCCCGUGGAUGAAAGAGAUGGGAGCAGGCCUCGCCAGGUCAAAAAGCGGAAGAUAUCAAAUGACUAUAACAUGAAGGAUGAGGAUGUCUCGCUCUUUGACGACGAUGAUGAGGAGGAUGAGUUUAUGGAUAUUAAUAAAUUGGUUGAGGGCGAUCGGGAAAGUACGCCAAGGCCGAAGGCUACAUCGCGGUCUGUGUCGACAAGGCUGCCGCCAACGGUAGCGCUGCAAAGGGGUCGGUCUCCUAAGAGGAGGGAGGCUUCGUUUGAGAAGCGCACGACCACCAAAAACCAGCAGGCUGAAAGGGAUGACGAGCCGUCGUUUCUCUCGAGUCCGGAUGUCGACAACUCCCGCAAGCGAAAGUCAUCUGGAUCUCCGAAAGGUCUGAGGACGCCAAGACCGCAGCCGAAGCAGACGGAAGAAGUCCCAGGAACGACCACCGCCAAAAAGCCAAGGCGCAGUGAAGUUAUGGACUCGGAGGAUGAGGCCUUCACUCCUCUUUCUGCUGGGUCGCUGCCUAGGAGUGCCGAGUCUUUCAAAAGCGGUGGGACCACCACACGUGAAUUGGGUUUGGACGAAGACACGGUUAUGGACACGCCUAGUCGGCCGCCUGUCGAGUCUACUCUGCCAACUCUAGAGUCUGUGGAAAGUCGACCACCACCGCCGUCCAUGGAUCUUCCAUCACGGAAACCGCUGGAGCCGUUGAACACGCCGCGCAAUCAGUUGCUUGAGUCGGUGGAAAGGCCAACACAGCAGCCGUCGGUUGGACCAAGUUUCACUGCGCCGAGUACUAUCGGACAGAGUUUUGCGCAAAGCAGUACACUCGCUGAAAGCUCUCUGCCGCCAUCAAUGCCGCCACCAAGUGAAGACCCCCUCAACACAAGGGAGAACAGCAACUUUGAGGAGUUUGAUUACAAGCUUCACAAACCCCUUCUGAAACUUUUCGUUGACAGGCCCACCAUCUUGGAAAGAGAACUGAGCGCCGUUAACAACGAGCUUCAGGAGAACAUGGUCAAGCUGCGGGACUGCCUGCGACUGCCCAGGGAAGAAAGAGACAGGGCACGCGAAGAGGUGAAGAAGGAGAAGGAAAUGCUCAAGCGACGAGAUAUCGCGCUCAAAGCCCUUCAAGAAGAGCACAAGUCGUACGUCAAGAAAAGACAAGAGCAAGAAUCCAUCAACGAUGAAAUUGUUCGCGCUUAUGCGGAAGAAGACGAGGCUUACGAAGAGCAGCUGAUGGCCCAGGUGGACAAGUUGAAUGAUGAGGUUGAGGCUAUCGAGAGGAGUCUGACGAGGAAUAUCGUUGCGGCUGGGAUUACGGAGAGGAGUUUUAACCUCAAGGAGGAGGAGGAGGAGAGGAAGCCGAUCAUCAUCGCGACUCCGACGCCUUCGAGGAGAACUGAGGCCCCGGUUCUGCCGACGACGGAAUACCAUAAUUCUCAGCAGGUCAUAUUGCAGACUCAACAUCCUGCAGUGCAGCAGGCUGCUCACCGGAUGCCACCACCUCCGACGCCGAGUUUUCAAACAGCGCGCCAGACACCGGCCUCGUAUCAGAGCAGACCGACUAAUACCUCCUUUCCUGAUAUCUCGGCGGAAGAAGCAAUGAUGUUCGACGAAGAAGACCCCUUCAUGGAACAGCAUGCCCCACCUUCUGCUCCCUUCCAGGCAACCCUUCCUCAGCGCAACAGCCCGUUCAAAACUGCACCAUCCAAGCCCGUCCACGGCCACGAUUACUUCGACGACGAGGACGACGACGCCGACCUCCUGGCAGCAGUGGACAGCGUCGAGACUUAUACUUCCACGGCCACCACCAACAAUCAGUUACGAUCACGCUCGGUGAUGUCGACAUCCACGGCGACCACGAUCAAACCGAGGAAACGGAACGAAAAUGCCAAUGCCAAGAAGGCCAAGUCGCUGCAGGCAAAGCUGUCGAUGCCGCCCGAAAAGAUGAAGUAUGCAUGGUCCAAUGAUGUGCGGAAGGCGUUGAAGGAUAGGUUUCGGAUGUCGGGGUUCAGGGAGAAUCAGUUGGAGGCUAUUAAUGCUACUUUGGGGGGGAAGGACGCCUUUGUGUUGAUGCCGACUGGCGGUGGCAAGUCUCUGUGCUAUCAGUUGCCGGCUGUAGUCAAGAGUGGGAGGACUCGCGGUAUCACUGUCGUGAUCUCCCCCCUGCUAAGUCUGAUGCUGGAUCAAGUCAACCAUUUGGCAAAUUUGAUGAUCCAAGCUUACGCCUUCAACGGAGACAUGAAUUUAGAAAAGCGCCGAAUGGUGUUUCAAAAGCUCGAUGCUGAGCAUCCUGAGCAUGAAAUCCAACUGCUUUAUGUCACCCCGGAAAUGGUAAGCAAGAACCAGCAGUUCGUCAACAAGAUGAGGGACCUCUACCAGAGGAACAAACUGGCCAGAAUCGUUAUCGACGAGGCUCACUGCGUCAGUCAAUGGGGCCAUGACUUCCGACCUGACUACAAAGCUAUAGGAGAGUUUCGUAAAAGGUUUCCCGGAGUCCCGGUCAUGGCAUUGACGGCUACGGCAACACAAAACGUGAUCUUGGAUGUCAAGCAUAACCUGGCAAUGGAGAACUGCCAGACUUUCUCCCAGAGCUUUAAUCGCCCGAACCUUUACUAUGAGGUCAGGGUGAAGGAGCAGAAUCUGAUUGGUCGAAUUGCCGAGUUGAUUCGGGAGAAGUAUGACGGCCAAACGGGUAUCAUCUACACUUUAUCAAGAAAGAGUGCGGAGAACAUCGCCAAAAACCUCCAGGAGAAACACCGCAUCAAAGCCAAGCACUACCAUGCCUCCAUCACCACCGACGAAAAGAUUAAGGUCCAACACGAAUGGCAAAGCGGCGAAGUCAAAGUCGUUGUAGCCACCAUCGCCUUCGGCAUGGGCAUCGACAAGCCCGACGUCCGCUUCGUCAUCCACCAGCACAUCCCCAAGUCUCUCGAAGGCUACUACCAAGAAACCGGCCGCGCCGGCCGCGACGGCAAGCCAUCCGACUGCUACCUCUACUUCGCCUACGGCGACAUUCAAUCUCUUCGCCGCAUGAUCGCCGACGGCGAGGGCGACUAUGCCCAAAAGGAGCGUCAGCUAGAGAUGCUUAACCGCGUGGUCAACUACUGCGAAUCGCAGCACACGUGCCGGCGCGUCGAAGUGCUCCAGUACUUCGGCGAGCCGUUUGACCGCCGUGAUUGCAAAGAAGGAUGCGACAAUUGCCGGUUGGGGCGCAUCUCGAAGUCGACGGAGAUGAGGGAUUUUACGGAAAUCGCCUUCGCUGCGAUCGAGGUGGUGAAGAGCCAGCAGCCCAUCACGCUGGGUAAGUUGUGCGAUAUCCUGAUGGGCAAGAAGAAGAACGAGCAUGGUGGCGUGUGCCACUUUGGUAUCGCCAAGGGGAGCACGCAGAGGGAGCUGCAGAGGAUCGUGCUGCAGCUGAAUUUCCACAAGGCUCUGGGCGAGGAUAAUAUUAUGAAUGGGGCGGGGAUGCCUAUUACUUACUAUGUUGCCGGCCCUGAAGCUGGUGCUUACCUUUACAACGGCAAGCGGUUGAAACUGCCAGUUCCCUCGAACAAGUCCGUCGAACCACCGUCUCGGCUUAAGCAGCGGAGCCGUCGUGUCGACAAGGACAUGGAUGAGCCUGAACUUCCUACCUUCCAACGACCGCCAACAUCAACAAAUGUCUCUUCACCCGUUCGAGCCACCAAGAAACGGAAUUCCGGAAAGGUUUUACCGACCCUCAUCGCCGACUACGAAGAGCCCAGCUCCGACGGUCCACACGGUCCUCUCCACGCCAACGGCUACGAGCGUGACAACUUCGUCGUAUCCGAUAACGUUGAACCUGACGAGGAAGAAGAAGCCUUUGAGCCCGUCCGCCCUUCCCGACGUGGUCCAGCCUCCCGAGCUACCCGCCCCCAACACCGCCAAACCACCCUUUACGACACCCUCUCCCACACCCAACAAUCCCAAACCCUCUCCCAACACCUCGCCACCUUGGGUCCCCCCAUCGACGCCCGAACGAUGCAAAACCCCCGCUUCGCUCAGCUGGACGAAGUCCACCAAUAUAUUGUCGAUGCCUUCGUGGAAGAAGCCAAGAUCUUCGAGGAGGACUUCCGCAACAAGAAUCACAUGCGCAAGCCCAUCUUCACUGAGAUCCAGUAUAGAGAAAUGGCGAUCCGAUGGACGCGCACGCUGGACCAGAUGCGUGCGAUUCCAGAUAUCAAUCAGGAUAAGGUGGAUCGGUACGGGGCCAAGUUCAUCCCGCUUGUGGAGCGGUUUUGGGGGAAUUAUCGGGAUAUGAUGGGGGGCGGGUAUGAUAAUCCUUGUGUGGCUGAUGGUGCCGAAGAUCAGGGGACAGGGAGGGGGAAGACAAGUGGGAAAGGGGGGAAUAAAAAGGGAGGAGGAAAAGAGGUGGUGGAUUUGAUUAGUAGUGAUGAGGAUGAACCUCAACCUCGUGCACCACCACCAUCACGGAAUCCGGGGCGGGGAGGAGCCACAGGACGGGGACAAGCAGCGGCCGCCCAAACUGCACGAGGACAACAAACCCAAGAUAAAGGAAGAGCAGUAAACCGCCGCGGCGAACCCAUCGAAGAACCAGCAGAAGAAGAAGAUUACGGCCUAAGCGACCUCGACGACGCCGUCGAUCCCGACGCCACCACCGCCUCCGAAAACUCUGACGAUGACGAAGAAGAUGAUGACGAAGACUUGGAAUCCUCCCGCUACUUCUCCGGCUCAACAGGUCCUCCAGUCUCCAAAGCCGUGCAAGACGCUAGGCUGAGGGAGCAGUUAUCUAUGUACACCUCCGGCGGCAGCUCCUCUAAAGGUAGCUACGGCUCAGGUCGUGCAUCGGGAUCAAGUUCGAAAGCGUCGGGGUCGGGGUGGAAAGGGGGAGCAGGUGGUGGGAAGAAAUACUAUAGGAAAAAGAGGGCGAGUUCUUCGGUUGCUGGUGCGGGGGGUGGGGUGACGAAGAGGAAGGCUAGUGGAAGUGGGACGAAGACGACGAGGAAGAGAGGUGCGUCGACUGCACCGAAGACAACGAGAGGGGGAGGAGCUGGGUCUAGGGGAGGUGGUGCUGGAGGAGGAGGAGGAGGAGCAGGGAAAAGGGGAGGAGGUGCUGGAGGAGGGGGAGGAGGAGGAGGAGGAGGAGGAGGAGGAGGAGGAGGGUUUGGUGGGAUGGGAGGGAUAAGUGUUAUGCCUCAUUAG
This is a messenger RNA of Neurospora tetraspora, 6678 nucleotides long. RefSeq names its product putative SGS1 protein. Gene Ontology annotation, molecular function: 3'-5' DNA helicase activity; ATP binding; nucleic acid binding. Gene Ontology annotation, biological process: DNA replication; double-strand break repair via homologous recombination. Lineage: Eukaryota; Fungi; Ascomycota; Sordariomycetes; Sordariales; Sordariaceae. Gene Ontology annotation, cellular component: chromosome; cytoplasm; nucleus. The record is from RefSeq and is a predicted model, not a curated record. The transcript has 3 exons. Bases 1 to 6678 code for a protein of 2225 amino acids.